AUGUGGCGUCGUUUAUAUCUCCUCUUGGUGAUCGUGAGGCUAUAUUUCGCGUUAUCCCCGAGCUAUAUCCACCCGGAUGAACACUUCCAGGGACCUGAGGUCAUCGCUGGCGAGAUCUUCGGCUACCCUUCUUACAAGACUUGGGAAUUCACUUCCGAACAGCCCAUUCGAAGCUCAUUCCCUUUGUGGGUCUUCUAUGGUGCCCCAUUAACCUUGACGAAAUGGAUCCUGGAAGGCUUGGGCUAUGGGCCCCCAUGGCUGACCCCCAAAGUCUACUUCCUUGGCCUCCGUCUCGUCAUGUUCAACCUGAACUUCGUGCUAGGUGAUUGGGCCAUUCAUGAGAUUAUCGCACGGCCGCAUGAUCGUCGGGUCGCUAUCAUGGCCGUCUCAUCAUCGUUCGUGACCUGGACCUUUCAGACCCACACAUUCUCCAACAGCAUCGAAUCGCUCGUGGUGUUGUGGACGGUGGUGCUGGCCAUCCGCUUACGAGAUCAUCCCGGGAGGAUAUCCGCCCGCUCAUGUAUCGUCCUGGCGUUUCUUCUUGUGCUUGGCGUGUUCAACCGCAUCACGUUCCCGGCCUUCGUCGUUCUUCCACUUCUACAAGUUGUGCCGAGUCUUCUCUCACAGCCACUCCGCAUUCCGAUUCUUGCCUUUGCCGGCGUCACGACCCUCUUCUUUGCCAUUGCUAUGGACACAGAGUUUUACACGAGUGGACCUCUUCGCAUUCGUGAACUUUAUAACUCGGCGAUCAUCACACCCUGGAACAAUCUCGUUUACAAUCUCGACGAGACCAAUCUCGCACAGCAUGGCUUGCAUCCAGUGUGGCAGCACGCUGUGGCCAACCUGCCACAGCUCCUUGGCCCUGCUCUACCGCUCGUUCUCUUCUCCAGCCGUAAGCUGACGCUUUUCUGGUCUGGUAUUAUUGGCAUCGCUGUACUGUCCUGUUUCCGUCACCAGGAGCCGCGCUUUCUCAUCCCUGCUGUCCCGCUCCUACUCUCCUCGAUUCGCCUCCCCCGAAAGAAUGCUCGUGCCUGGAUCGGCGCAUGGGCUGUUUUCAAUGUCCUCGCAGGAAUCCUCUUCGGUGUCUAUCAUCAAGGUGGUGUCGUCCCUGCGCAGGCAUUCAUCGGCGCGGAAUACGAUGCAAAGCUCGUCGGCACCGCCCAUGUCGCGUGGUGGAAGACGUAUAGCCCUCCUCGAUGGUUGCUUGGCGAGGUCAAUACUAAUGUCACAACCACCGACCUCAUGGGUAUGCCCGGCGACCAAAUGCUACAGCACUUCCGCGAAGUUGCACCCUGUAUCGGUAAAGUCAUGUCUGGAAACGGUGUCUUGCUCGUGGCGCCACUGAGUGCAACUUUCCUCGAUGCUAGCAUAGACCAAUCGUCCUCCUCGACAUCGGACAUUCGAUUGACAGAGCUCUGGCGAUACCGCAAACAUAUCGGGUUAGACGACUUAGACUUUGGCGACGAUGGCGUUUGGCCCACGUUGAGUCGAGUCAUCGGGAGGAGAGGGCUGGGUAUCUGGAAGGUCGAGAAAAGGUGCUGA
Messenger RNA from Dissoconium aciculare CBS 342.82, 1542 nucleotides. Its product is annotated as glycosyltransferase family 22 protein. Gene Ontology annotation, molecular function: alpha-1,2-mannosyltransferase activity. The coding region runs from base 1 to 1542 and encodes 513 amino acids. Lineage: Eukaryota; Fungi; Ascomycota; Dothideomycetes; Mycosphaerellales; Dissoconiaceae. Gene Ontology annotation, biological process: GPI anchor biosynthetic process. The record is from RefSeq and is a predicted model, not a curated record. The transcript is spliced from 2 exons. Gene Ontology annotation, cellular component: endoplasmic reticulum membrane.